Messenger RNA from Blepharisma stoltei, 1451 nucleotides. The record is from the annotation of a GenBank genome assembly. NCBI's taxonomy places the organism in Eukaryota, Ciliophora, Heterotrichea, Heterotrichida, Blepharismidae.
AUGGAAAAUCCAAUAAUUGAAGGCUCCUGCAGAGAACGUGACAUAUCAUACAAGUUUUUAGCCGAACAUACUGAGCUAAGUGAGCUUGAAGCUGGAAUUCCUUAUAAAGAGAAGAAAUAAAUUGAUAGUAUUGGACUCCAAGGCGUACCUGAUGGGGACUGGCGCGAUGGGCAGCGAAAGAUGCUCCUAGUGAUGAAAUAUAGAACUAUCUUAAUGGAAAGCUGCUGAAGCAGAGUUUUUUUCUCCCCCAAAGUUUUUUAUUGCCCCUACUCGAUGGUCUAGACAAGUUUUGCCUCAAUAGUUUCUUCUCACCGGGAUCAUCAGGGCAGUUUGAGACGGUGGCUCUGCUCUAAACAGCUAAUCCUUGUACAACUGGUUCAGGCCAGAAAUCCAAAAGAGCAGCGGUCAACUUAGCAUAUGGCCACCUCAAUUUCUCAACUUACUAACUUAUAAAGAGUUUUUCUUCCACAGCAAAGCAAGAGAUAAAGACUUAGAGUUUCGAGUGCUCAAGCGGAUUACGGAGACUCGGAAACAUGCAGAAUGUCUUGUCGAAAAUUCUGCCAUGACUUGCUCUAUGAACCGUUAUGCUGAUAUUCUUCCAUAUAAAGACACACUAGUCCACGUUCCAGGCUACUCGUACAUUAACGCAAAUUUCGUGGAUGGAGCAUGCUCAGGCUCCGAACAAAUGAUAAUUGCCACCCAGGGCCCGCUUCACAGGACAAUGGAAGCUUUCUGGGCGAUGGUUUGAGAAUAUGAGGUUUCCCUCAUAAUUAUGAUGUGCAACUUAUUAGAAGACGGGAUGGUGAAAUGUGAAGAAUAUUUUCCAAGCGAAAAUAAUAUAUAUUUAUAUGACAAAUAGCCAAUAAGAAGCAUUUUUUGGGCAGCUAAAUAGCCAAAUGAUCCAAAAAUUACUCCUUAAUAGGCUAUUUAUCAUAAAUUAUUAUAUACAAUGCGAUGUCUUUGAGAUAUCACUCGCGAAAAGCACAAAUAAAUACCCAUUUUUGAUAGAAAGGGUUCUCAUUAUGACCCAUGUCCCUACUCAAGAAACAAGAAUUAUCACUCAUUUACAAAGCACAGCCUGGCCAGACCAAGGUGUCCCGUCACUUGCUGACGAGUUUAGCUCUAUCAAUUAUAUGAUUUCGUUGAUAAAGAAAAAGUGGCUGGCAAAUAGAUCAAAAAUCGUUGUACAUUGCUCUGCUGGAAUAGGAAGGACAGGAGUCCUUGUAGGAAUUUUUAACGUUGUAACAGCUCUUGAAGAGUUACUUGAAAAAGAAGCUGAAGACGAAAACGUGGAGCCAAGAGUUUCAAUUUUUGGAGCGGUAAGAAGACUGAGAGAGCAGCGAUGGGGCAUGGUUGCGAAUGUGAAACAGUAUAAAUUUAUUUAUAAGUUUAUGGAGUAUUGGAUCACUUCAUUUUUGUCACAUCAGCAACAAAUCGGACAGUCAUUAUAA